CGGAAAAGCAUAAGAUUGAUUGGACACCUCGCGAUACACGUAUCGCGGCAUGUGCGCAUCAGAACCGUUAUAUAUUACAAAGAGUACAAAAAUGCGCCGAUCGUAGCGCGUAUUGGCACGGAACGGAACAGCUGAUUUUCGUUAGCCCGGCAGAGAUUGAAGUAUAUGCAUUGUUGCAACAUUCAGUCGUGUCGGAGCGCAAGUGAAUAUCGUAUUGUUGUGGUACUAUAGCGCUCGCUAGUAAUUCGUGCGUAUAAAAAAAUACAAGUGAAUCCGGCUAUAUUCCGACUGUAGACCGUAUUCGGCUGCUCGAAUCAUCGAAUUGAUAUUGCGCGAUAUUUACGCGGAGUAAAUAGUAUCCAAGAAUUAUGGCCAGUCCGAUCGUUAAUACUGCCAACGGAUAUAACUUUAAAGUAGUUUUACUCGGCGAAGGAUGCGUCGGCAAAACCUCGGUCGCCCUGCGAUACGUCGAAGACAAGUUCAAUGAUAAGCACAUCACUACUCUACAGGCAUCCUUUUUGAAUAAAAAAUUGAAUAUCAAUGGAAAAAGAGUAAAUUUGGCGAUAUGGGAUACAGCUGGACAAGAAAAGUUUCAUGCGUUAGGACCAAUUUAUUACAGAAUGUCCAAUGGUGCCAUUCUAGUUUAUGAUAUUACGGAUGAAGACACCUUUCAAAAAGUGAAGAACUGGGUGAAGGAGCUCAAGAAGAUGUUGGGUAGUGAGAUUUGCUUAGUAAUAGCGGGCAAUAAAGUGGAUCUGGAGAAAGACAGAAAUGUUGCCAUAGAGGAAGCCGAAGAAUACGCCAAACAGGUGGGCGCUAUGCACUUUCACACAUCCGCCAAAUUGAAUCGGAACAUUGAGGAGAUGUUCUUGGAUUUGACGCGACGCAUGAUGCAACGUGCGGACGAGGCUGAGCAGAAGUCCACCCUCACGAGGACCAACAGCACACGUCGCAACGUCGUGAUGGUUGAAGACGAGGCGGAACAAACUCAACCAAGCAGAGGUUUUUGCUGCAGUGGUGGUGGUGGUGGCGGUGGUAGCAGUGGCGGUGGCGACUUUUCGUAGACCUUUUGAAAUCCAUUUGUGUCCAUUGUCAGAUAAGGUCUAAUUUCGAUAAGCCACGAGUUAUGUACGGUAUGAAGCACCUCAAGCGUGACAAAUUGAUAUCUUCAACAAUACUUCCCGAGAUAUUGAUUUAUCACACAACUAACUGUGUAUGUGUGCGUGUAUGUGUGAGUAUUUGCAUUGCGUAUGUAUAAAAUGCAUGUAUAUGCCUCUAUAUAUAUAUACUUUGCUAUUCGAAAAUUGCGGCAGGUUAACUAAAGAUUAGCUUGAUAAAGACUAUGUGACGCGGUUCUGUGAGACUGUAAAUGAGAUGUGGGCAUUUUCAAGACUAGAAAAAUUUUGUUUGGCUUUUAUCCAAAAUAAGAUAGUUUAAGGUAAUGUACAUAUUAAGUGCCUAUAAUUUUAUUGUACAAUACAUUGAUUUGGACUGGCUAUUAAAUAAUUCGCAAUAUGUUUAUUCAUCUAAAAUUAUACCUAGCGAUACAAGAGUUGUUAUGUAAAGUUUAAAUUAUUGUUAUUGUAAGUUAUUUUACGAACAUAAAAUGAUAAAUUGUCAUAAUGUUAUGGAAAAACAUUAUUACUUAGCAUUUAUGUCUCAGUCCCAUUAUGUUCCGAAAAUAUACAACUUUGGGUUACGCUUGUGAAUUGUAAUAAAAAUUCAUAACUCAUAAAAAUGAAAAUGAAGACCUACAAAUUAACAUA
Linepithema humile (Argentine ant) is the source of this 1766-nucleotide messenger RNA. RefSeq names its product RAS oncogene family member Rab21 (gene Rab21). Gene Ontology annotation, biological process: Rab protein signal transduction. Gene Ontology annotation, molecular function: GTPase activity; GTP binding. Gene Ontology annotation, cellular component: Golgi apparatus; endosome. The record is from RefSeq and is a predicted model, not a curated record. Lineage: Eukaryota; Metazoa; Arthropoda; Insecta; Hymenoptera; Formicidae.